AUGCUCGUCGCGCGCCCUCUCUCCCUCCUCCCUUUCGUCGUGCACGGCCCAUACUGCCGUCGUGCACGUCAUUCUUCCCGCUUCCACCUCCCCCUCGUCCCUCACCCGCGCACCCUUCCCCAUACAAUCCGCCCCCUCACCCUCCUCCUCCUCUCCUCUCUCCCUACUUUCCCCUCCCCAUCUUGCUCUCUCCUCCGUCUCUCUCCUCUCUCCCUCUGCCGCAGCUGGUACCUGACCUUGUCUCGUUGUCGUGCUCCUUCUCACACUUUCCCUCCGCCUCUUAUUUCUCCCCUCAGCGGCGCAGCAGCAAACAACUCUGCCCUUAUUCCUCCGCCUCUUAUUUCUCCCCUCAACGGCGCAGCAGCAGACUACUCCGCCCUUAUUCCUCCGCCUCUUAUUUCUCCCCUCAGCGGCGCAGCAGCAGACUACUCUGCCCAUAUUCCUCCGCCUCUUAUUUCUCCCCUCAGCGACGCAGCAGCAGAGUGCUCCGCCCAUAUUCCUCCGCCUCUUAUGUCUCCCCUCAGCGGCGCAGCAGCAGACUACUCCGCCCUUGUUCCUCCGCCUCUUAUUUCUCCCCUCAGCGGUGUAGCAGCAGACUACUCCACCCAUAUUCCUCCGCCUCUUAUUUCUCCCCUCAGCGGCGCAGCAGCAGACUACUCCGCUAAUUCUUCCUCCUCUUAUUUCUCCCCCCCAGCUGCUCAGCAGCAGACAACUUCAACAUAUUCCUCCGCUUGUUAG
This is a messenger RNA of Closterium sp. NIES-65, 738 nucleotides long. The record is from the annotation of a GenBank genome assembly. NCBI's taxonomy places the organism in Eukaryota, Viridiplantae, Streptophyta, Zygnematophyceae, Desmidiales, Closteriaceae.